AGACGCACGGGUCGCGCACAGCAGCCUCCGAGCCUUUCUUCUAGACUUCAUCACCGUCUCGCAGCGCCGCACCAUGUCUGGAGAGGACGCACCUGCCCAGCAGCAGAACGACGUGGACCAGAAGCAGGAGAAACCCGCCGAGGAGCCCAAAGCCGAGACCCCCAAGGCGGACCCGGCGCCGGCCGCGGCCGCCGAGGCAGCGGCCGCCCCGCCGGCCGCCGCCGACAAGGCCCCCGAGGAGGAGACCUUCACCUACCGCGCGCUGGUGCUCACCGGCUACGGGGGCUAUGAUAAAGUCAAGCUGCAGGUGAAGAAGGGGAAGCCGGCCCUGAAGGCCGGGGAGGUCCUGGUGCGGGUCAAGGCGUGCGGGCUGAACUUCGCCGACCUGAUGGCCAGACAGGGGCUGUACGACCGGCUGCCGUCCCCGCCGGUCUCCCCGGGAAUGGAGUGCUCCGGGGUGGUGGAGGCUGUGGGCGAGGAGGUGACAGACAGAAAAGUCGGCGAUAAGGUGAUGGUGCUGAACCGCUUCGGGCUGUGGCAGGAGGUGGCGGUGGCGCCGGCCAGCCACACCUUCCUCAUCCCCGAGGGGAUGAGCUUCGAGGAGGCCGCCGCCCUCCCCGUCAACUACAUCACCGCCUACAUGAUGCUGUUCGACUUCGGCAACCUGCGGCCCAACCAGAGCGUUCUCAUCCACGCCGCUGCAGGCGGCGUGGGCAUCGCAGCCACUCAGCUGUGCAAGACUGUGAAGGACGUGACGGUUUUUGGCACGGCCUCAGCCAGCAAACACGAGACCAUCAGCGAGGGCGGAGUCACCCACGCCAUCGACUACCGCACCAAGGACUACGUGGAGGAAGUGCGUAAGAUCAGCCCUAAAGGCAUGGACAUCAUCCUGGACCCUCUCGGAGGCUCAGACACCCAUAAGGCCUACAACCUGCUCAAGCCCAUGGGGAAACUCAUCACCUAUGGUGCGGCGAACAUGCUGGCGGGCCAGAAGAAGAACCUGCUGGCGGUGGCCAAGAACUGGUACCACCAGUUCUCCAUCCACACGCUCAGCCUGAUCCAGGGGAACAAGUCGGUGUGCGGCUUCCACCUGGGCUACCUGGACGGCGAGACGGAGCUCAUCACGCAGACCAUGAACACCAUUCUGGAUCUGUACAAGCAGGGCAAGAUCAAGCCUCGCAUUGACUCCACCUGGCACCUGGAGCAGGUGGGCGACGCCAUGAGGAAGAUGCAGGAGAGGAACAACAUCGGCAAAGUGAUCCUCACCACGGAGCCCAUGCCCGAGGAGGAGAAGAAGGAGGAGCCCAAGAAGGAGGACAAGAAAGAGGACAAGAAGAAGGAGGACAAGAAGAAGGAGGACAAGAAGAAGGACGAUGGCAAGAAGGAGGAGAAGAAGGACGACAAGAAGAAGGAGGAGCCCAAGAAGGAGGAGAAGAAGGAGGAGGAGAAGAAGGAGGACGCCAAGAAGGAGGAGAAGUGAGCGGGGAGGGAGGGAUGGAUAGUCGAGCAGACCAAGCAGGGGGUUGCAGAGUGGGAGGACGGGGGGACGGGGCGGGAGUGGGUGAGGGAGGACGGGAGGGAGUCAGGAUAGAUUAGAAAAUGAUCACACUUAUUGUCAAUCACCUCCCCUCUGCCCCGCUGCCUCACCCCUCCUGUCCCAUGUAGCAGUGACCCCUCAGGCCUGGCUCCUCCUCCCACCUCCUCCGACACCCACUUUCUUCUAUUUACAUCUAAAAAAAAUUAAAUUCAGUCACAUGUAACCUGUGGUAAGCUCCGAGCUUACCUCCUCAUCUCAGAAUGUUGUGGUAAGAGCCUCAAGAUUUCUCCUGUUAAGAGUGAUGGAGACAGGAGGGCCAAGGAGGAUUGUGGGUAUGGCCCAGGCCUGCGGCAAAUUACUGUUUCCCCUGACAACCGUAAUCCCCGCUCCAGCCCCGGCCCCACCCUCGACCCCCGAUGCCCCCGCGCACCUCCCUCACCUCCCACUGCGCUAAAUUGUUCUGCUCUGACUUCCACCUGCCACCUCCUCUUCACCCCCCCUUCACUGUGCUGAGUCCCCCCCUCCCCUCCCACACACACAUACACACACACACACACGCACGCACACACACACCUCCACUUCCCCCUAGUCCACCCACCCACAGGCCGGACCUACAGACAGGCACAAAGACAGGCAGUUAAGCCGAGAACCACGCCCACCCACACGUUGCUCUCCUGGUGUCCAACCAUUAGUUAUGUCACUGAGGAUGAGUCAGAGAUGCCCGUGAUUGGCUGAUGCGCCUUACCUCCCCUGGAGAUAUUUGCAUCACGCCGUUCGACUGCUCCGACAAUGGCGUUCGCCGCUACAAGGCCUCACAUUGGUCGGCGUUUCCGUGGUCGGAGCCCGUGUCGGUGUCGGAGCGAGGCGGAGGAAGAGGGGGGAGCCGCUCGAUAAACGUUCCCACCAAACGGCUCUGUGAAGUUAAUAUCGGAGGCUGCAGUUUUGCUCUCGCCUGAAUAUGAAUUUCCCCUCAUAAUGAGCCUUUCUGUGCCGCGCUGAAUAGCGAGGCAGAAAUCAUCGCUCAGCUUCCUUCUCCUUAGUUACAGAUUUUUCUAGCUGACCAACUGUUGGCAAGAAGUGCGCCGUGCCAAUUAAGAGGGAAUGUGUUUCUGUUUCAAACACACACACACACACGCUCGCGCGCACACACACAUAUGCACACCCUGAGUGUGAUGAAAGAGGCACUGUCAUGCUGAGACAGUGAAGCGCCUGAAAUGAGCAAGUUAAGAAGGUGAAUACCAGUUCUUUUCUCGCCCCCCCUCCUCCUCCUCCUCCUCCUCCUCCUCCACACAUUCCAGCGCCAUUCUGUUUCUUUCACAGUGGCCACUCGCCCGUCCAUCACCCCGACCUGAGAGAUGAGAGCUCAGCUCAAGCUGUCGUCCAUACUUCGCCUCUCCUCUCGCUCUCUCUCUCUCUCUCUCCCUCCUCUUUCCAUUCUCCUCUCUAUGGUCGGCAUAGCAACAGGCGUCAGGCUCGCCGGAGAUGGCUGUGUGGUGUGUGUCUCCUCCACUUCCCUCUCUCAUCGCUGCUCUCCCCAGCUCUGUUUGCCCACAGUCGGUGCUGCCGACCAGUAUUUGAACAGGUGUUAAGUGUAUUAAAAAAUUCCAGAUGACACGACGGGGACGCGAAGCAGUUUCCAGGGCCGUUUCACUCCGACACGUUUAAAAAUUAACACCGGCGGUGCGCAGGCUUUAACCCGAGCGCACCGCUCCCCCUAAUGGACAGUGGGAGUUUUUCUUAACUGCUCUCAGCUCAUUAAGAGUAAUCCUCAGUAUUUCGUUGGAAAAAAACCAAGUGGGUGGACUUCCUGUCCGUCUCCCCCCCCUGCCCGCCUUGCUGCCUGUCUCUGAGUCCGGCCUUUGGCGUCGAGACUCAGAUGGUGACUUGUGACUUUGUUUUAAAAAACAAACAAACAAAACAAACAAACAAACAAACAAAAAAAACAACAAAAAGUUUCAACGGGACAAAAAAAAAAAUGGAAGAAAAAAAAAGUUGUUGUGUUAGCAUGAGUGGCCUCCCUCGUGCUGUGUGUGGUGUGCCAUUGUGUGUGAAGACGUGUGUGUCCUCAGGUCGUUUGUCAGGUUUUAAAAGCACCCCCCCCCGCCCCUCACCUCACCCCCCCACACUCCCUUCACACUACCACUCUGCUACAGUAUCAUGUAGCGCCCCCCCCCCUCACUCGACCCCCCCUGUCUGAUAAGAGGCCUGUGUUGUGAGGACAAGUGGUAUUAGUAUUUUGCACUCUGCUCGCUGAUCUUAAUGCACUUGCAAGCAUGGCGAUGGCACUCCAGUCCCACGCCGGCUCUGCUCCCGGUUCGCCGCCGCUGCCCGCUUCCCAUCAUGCACUCCCAAACGCAUAUCUGCUGAAGCUCACUGAAAGCACAGGUGGCACGCACACACACACUCACACCAUACACUCACACACUCACACACAAUGCAAAGGUCCCCUGGUUUUCAGCUUGCCAGUGGUGCUUGCAGGGGCCGACUCCUCCCGGGAGGCAGCUAAAAUCAAAGCGUCGGGUCCAUCCGGGGCUGCCAGGCGUAAAACGCGGAGCCGUGCGCGAGCGGCCUGGGCUGGAGUGCGAGCGCCACACUGGUGUGGGGAGUGACUGUGUCCCGUCAGCCUCUGGUUAGUGUUCUGUUCUAAUCUGCUGGGCUCCCUUUUGUGAACCUGUGGACGGUGCUUCUGUUCCAAGUGCCAUGUGAGAAACAAACGCUUCUGUAAAGAAAAAAAGAAGAAAAGAAAAAAAAAGAUGUUUUACUUACUAUGUUAUUUUAAUUUUACCUUGACUUUUUUUUUUUUUUUUUUUUUUCUGUUUUCGUUUGUUCGUUUUGUUCUCCAAGGGUUUAAAAGUUCAAAGCUCAUACUCUGAUGUGGGGACUUGGCCAAUCUGCACUCCUUUUUAAAUGUGAUGAAGUCUUUCUGUUGGUCCAAAUCACGUGUGCCAAACUGUAUGUAUAUUCCUCUGUCAAUGCUUUGAAUAUUAACAGUGCAUAAAAAACAAUAUCAAGA
Salarias fasciatus (jewelled blenny) is the source of this 4550-nucleotide messenger RNA. RefSeq names its product vesicle amine transport 1 (gene vat1). Gene Ontology annotation, biological process: negative regulation of mitochondrial fusion. Lineage: Eukaryota; Metazoa; Chordata; Actinopteri; Blenniiformes; Blenniidae. The transcript has 6 exons. Gene Ontology annotation, molecular function: zinc ion binding; oxidoreductase activity. Gene Ontology annotation, cellular component: mitochondrial outer membrane. The record is from RefSeq and is a predicted model, not a curated record. Bases 74 to 1480 code for a protein of 468 amino acids.